Messenger RNA from Theobroma umbraticum, 2724 nucleotides. RefSeq names its product FTSH protease 11 (gene FTSH11). Gene Ontology annotation, biological process: proteolysis; protein import into chloroplast stroma. The record is from RefSeq and is a predicted model, not a curated record. Gene Ontology annotation, cellular component: chloroplast; membrane. Lineage: Eukaryota; Viridiplantae; Streptophyta; Magnoliopsida; Malvales; Malvaceae. Gene Ontology annotation, molecular function: ATP hydrolysis activity; ATP binding; metalloendopeptidase activity.
AACGUGAGCCGGCGCCCAUUUCAAUCGAGACGAGAUAAGGUUUUUACUUCACACUUCCUCUAAUCUCCUCUCCUCCCAAUCUCGUGGCUCUUAACUCCCUGUCCCUGUCCCUCUCUCUCUUCCUCUUCUCUUUUCCGUUCUCUUCCCUCCCUCAGUUGAAACAGAAAAAAAAAAAAGCAAUCUUCUUGCGUUAAACCCUAAGCAAUGACCGUAUCUCUCCAAGCUUCACUUCUCUGCAAUCCUUCUCCUUUUCUUCCCAAACGAAGCUUUCACCGUUGUUAUUUUCUUUCUUUCAGUCCAUCUUCAUUUCCCAAACUCUCUCGACCAUCCUCAGCUUUCUUAAAUUCCCGAUUUUAUUCCCGUCCUUUUUUAGCCUUUUGCACAUUGCAUCCCGAGAACGUUAACUCCGAGUCCAAAUUGGAUACUCAUGUGGAAGAUUCCAAAGCGUUAGUUUCGGAUUUUGACGGCCCGACAAUCGAUGGACUCGAGAAUGAGAGUGAGGGAAAUGAAGUGAAUAAUAACGGCGGGGAAACUGAGAAUGUGGCGGAGAGCGAGGGGCACAAUGAUAAAUUAGUGGAAAACGAAGGGGCCAAAAGCAAAAUUCCGGCAGUGGUGUUUUUGAUGGGAGUUUGGGCCAUGAUAAGAAACGGAAUGGAGAGAUUGGCGGCUUUGGAUUGGUUCAGUUGGUGGCCCUUUUGGCGUCAGGAGAAACGGCUUGAUCGCCUGAUUGCCGAAGCCGACGCAAAUCCCAAAGAUGCCGCUAAAGAAAGCGCUUUGUUAGCUGAGCUUAAUAAGCACAGUCCCGAGUCCGUGAUUAAGCGAUUUGAGCAAAGGGAUCAUGCGGUAGACAGUAAAGGAGUUGCCGAAUAUCUUCGAGCUCUGGUGGUCACUAAUGCCAUUGCUGAAUAUCUUCCGGAUGAACAAACUGGAAAGCCUUCUAGUCUUCCUACUUUGUUGGAAGAAUUGAAGCAGCGUGCAUCAGGGAAUAUGAAUGAGCCCUUUCUAAGCCCUGGAAUUUCUGAGAAGCAACCGUUGCAUGUGGUGAUGGUUGAUCCUAAAGUUUCAAAUAAAUCACGGUUUGCACAAGAGCUUAUUUCAACUAUCUUGUUCACGGUUGCUGUAGGAUUGGUUUGGUUAAUGGGUGCUGCUGCACUUCAGAAGUAUAUAGGAAGCUUGGGUGGAAUAGGAACUUCAGGUGUUGGAUCAAGUUCCUCUUAUGCCCCAAAAGAAUUGAACAAAGAAGUGAUGCCAGAGAAGAAUGUUAAAACAUUUAAGGAUGUAAAAGGCUGUGAUGAUGCAAAACAAGAGCUUGAGGAAGUAGUGGAAUACCUCAAAAACCCGUCAAAGUUCACCCGCCUUGGGGGGAAGUUGCCAAAGGGAAUCCUUUUGACUGGAGCACCUGGAACUGGAAAAACUCUACUAGCCAAGGCUAUUGCUGGGGAAGCUGGGGUACCUUUCUUCUAUAGAGCAGGAUCUGAAUUUGAGGAAAUGUUUGUUGGUGUUGGUGCUCGACGUGUGAGAUCCCUUUUCCAAGCAGCUAAGAAAAAGGCCCCUUGCAUCAUUUUCAUUGAUGAAAUAGAUGCUGUUGGAUCCACACGAAAACAAUGGGAAGGCCAUACCAAAAAAACACUACAUCAGCUACUUGUCGAAAUGGAUGGUUUUGAACAGAAUGAGGGAAUAAUUCUGAUGGCUGCAACAAAUCUACCUGACAUUCUUGAUCCAGCUUUGACAAGACCUGGUAGAUUUGACAGGCAUAUUGUUGUCCCAAAUCCAGAUGUGAGAGGUCGUCAAGAGAUUUUGGAGCUCUAUCUGCAAGAUAAACCUAUGUCUGAUGAUGUAGAUGUUAGAGCAAUUGCCCGUGGUACUCCUGGAUUCAAUGGAGCAGAUCUAGCAAACUUGGUGAAUAUUGCUGCAAUCAAAGCUGCAGUUGAAGGUGCAGAUAAGUUGACUUCUGCACAGUUGGAAUAUGCUAAAGACAGGAUACUUAUGGGUACUGAGCGUAAAACAAUGUUUUUAUCGGAAGAGUCAAAGAAGCUCACUGCUUAUCAUGAGAGUGGCCAUGCAAUUGUUGCUUUCAACACUGAGGGUGCAGAUCCAAUCCACAAGGCAACAAUCAUGCCCCGUGGAUCUGCUCUGGGAAUGGUUACCCAGCUUCCUUCAAGUGAUGAGACUUCAAUCAGUAAGAAGCAAUUAUUAGCUCGUCUUGAUGUUUGUAUGGGAGGAAGAGUUGCAGAAGAGAUCAUUUUUGGUCGGGAUCAUAUCACAACUGGGGCCAGUAGUGAUCUGAACACAGCUACAGAGCUUGCUCAAUAUAUGGUAUCGAGCUGUGGGAUGAGUGAUGCAAUUGGACCAGUUCAUAUCAAAGAGCGACCAAGUUCAGAAAUGCAGUCUCGCAUUGAUGCUGAAGUGGUGAAGCUUCUAAGAGAAGCGUAUGAUCGUGUGAAAGCCCUGUUAAAGAAGCAAGAGAAUGCAUUGCACGCACUAGCGAAGGUGCUUUUGGAGUAUGAAACACUUAGUGCGGAAGAAAUAAAGCGCAUUCUUCUCCCAUAUCGGGAAGGAGGAUUGACUGAGCAACAAGAACAACAGGAAGAGGGGGAGCUAGUAUUGGCUUAAAACUAAAACUCACAUCUGUAAUCUACUUGACUGUCGGGGAAGCUCUGUACAGUGUAUUUUAAGCACUACAGGUGAUUAUUUGUAAAAUUUCUUGCAAUUUUUUCCCCACCA